Saccharomyces mikatae IFO 1815 is the source of this 2712-nucleotide messenger RNA. RefSeq names its product Vid22p (gene VID22). The transcript has a single exon. NCBI's taxonomy places the organism in Eukaryota, Fungi, Ascomycota, Saccharomycetes, Saccharomycetales, Saccharomycetaceae. Bases 1 to 2712 code for a protein of 903 amino acids. The record is from RefSeq and is a predicted model, not a curated record.
AUGAGAACAAUGGACACACAGGUUCAGAGUGCUGAAAGGGGGCUGGUAUUGCCUCCUAUGAAUUCGACUGUGUCGACGGCAACGGCGGCUACCACAGCCACAAAUACAGAUACGGAUACAGAUGGAGAUAGAGAUGAAGAAGAAGAGUCAUCAGUAGGGGAUGGUUGCGAAUGGGUACCCGCGUAUAUGUUGACAAGAGACAAAGCAUGCUACUUGGGCCAUUUUCUUGGUGCAAACAAGAUGCUGGAGGCGGUGAAAUGUAAGCAUUGUGAUGUGAUAAUUAGACGGCGAGCAGACAGUACGAGCAUGGCGGAGGCCUCUCAGGCGCAUUUGUGGAAUGUACAUAAGAUAGAUCCGAAUACCAAUUACUAUGGAGGUUGGACCGGAGUGGACUCCGGGUCUAAUUUCAUGGCAAGACCACCUUUAAAAAAUUACCAAGGCGGAGGAACUGCAACGAGUAGCAUCGCUAACCUCCUGGAAAUAGACGAGGAUUUUUUGAAGAGAACUAGAGAGAGAGAGAUGGAUUUGCCUCUCGUGCAGUCACUCGCCAUCAUAAUUGCGUCAGAAAACUUACCCCUUUCGUUCGUAGAUAACACUGCUGUACGCCUUCUGAUCAAUCAAAAUGCUAAUUCACUAAGCUUCAUUGAUCAUGAUUUGAUUCUCAAUACCAUCAGAUCCAUCGCUUAUAAUCUCGAUAGAAUCAUUCAAAGGACGGCGUUACGUAACAACUCGGAUUUGGCGCUAAUUAUCGACAAGAACUAUUUGUUAAUGGACCCUACCGACAGAUCUAAUCAAUUAUCGAAUAGAUUGAAGAAUCAAUUAUUUGAAAUGCAAAAGAUAAAUUUUUUUUCCUUGAGCCACUCUGUAUGGAAUGACACAAUGUCUAUAUUAAGUAUCCAGUACUACGAUGAAUUUCAUUCUUGCGUGAAGAUCUUGCCCUUGAUCAUUCAAGACUUACACGAGCAUACUAAUGAUCCCAAACUUUCCGUUUCAGCUCAGCUGUUUAAAAUCGCACAAGAGCUACCUGGUUUACAAAAUUCGGUAAUUUCUAUGACUUUACCAAGAUCUCAAAUAAUAGAUCUUUUGAACGUAAUAGACAGCCAACCAUUUUUUCCCAGUUCAUAUACGAAUGCCAAAAGCUAUUACCAUAACUGUAUUAUUUCUGUUAUAAAUUCUGCGAUAUUGCCAUUAUUCGGUACUCCUAAAUCUGCUGGUAUUACGCGCUCAACACAUUCAUCGUUCACCAGGGAACCGUUGACUCUAUUAGAUUCUUUAAUUGAUCUAUCAAAUAUAGAUAUAUCAAGUUCCAUUUUUUUCAGGAUCAAUUCCUUUUUGGAUGAUUUACAGUCCAAUUCAUGGCAGCUGGAUAAAUUCCGCUCAUUAUGUGGAAAAUUUGGUUAUAGAUUUGACUAUUCUAAGUUUGAUCUAUCCCGUUAUUCUACUGCCACCGUCUCACUGCAAACCUUUUUGAAUCUACGUCCCAUAAUAGAAGAAUAUCAAUCUUCUAUUCAAACUGAGAAGUUCAACGAAAUCGAUUUUCAGAUAAUAAAUUAUUUAUUAACCACUUUGAAUUCCGUUAAUAGAAUAUUAAAGUUCUUUACUUCAUCUAAAAAUUUGAACUUUACUUAUGUUUUGUUUGCCGUGAUGUCCAUUGAAAAGCAUCUGUUAUCAACUUUAAGCACCUUACAAUUUCAACGGUUAAUUGCGCCAUUUGAAGCAUUUUUGUCAAAAAUUCAAGAGUUCAAAACGAUCCUAUUUUCAGACGAUAUGAAUCUUUUAGCGAUGUUCAUGUGUCCUGCAAUUCUAUUUGAAAGAGAAGUAUUGGAAUAUUCUUUUCACACCAUUUCACUUUCUGAAAUUGUGGAUAAACUUUCCACAUUAAUUUUUAGCUUGUUAAAGAGAUUUUUGAAUUUACAUACAAUAGACAACGGGAACAAUAAUAACAGUGGCCCUAGUAAUAAUAACAACAAAAUAAACGUCCACACUGACGGCCAAGGUAACAACAUCAGCAAUGGUAACGGCAACAACAACAACAAUAACGAUAACGAAAAUGACAACAACAACGAAAACCGCUCGAAUUCAAAUUCACCAGCAUCGAGAAUAGAUAUAGAUCCUACUAGUGGACAGGGUUCAGUCUCACCGGAACGGCAAUCACACGAUAACAAUAAUAACAUGUCAUUUGAUUCCCUCAGUGGUACACAUCACUUAUCCGAUUCUACUAUCUCAAAGGAAAUAGAUACUAUCUUUUUACAAACUAUUCAGGAGGACCUAUACGAAUACUUAAGUACAGUAAACUCCAUUGUACCCAUAUCAUAUAGAUCAUAUUGCGAACAGAGCAGUUUUGUUAGGGAUAGCGGUCGUUUCAAAAAAAGAAUAAUAACAGAGGACUCUAUUAUAGGUGAGCUGGAGCAGCCAAUGAAUUUCAUUGAAGAGUUACUGGACAUCCAUGUCCCUGUGUGUAAUGCAUUCUGGACUCAAUACUUGGAUAACGACGCUGGGCCAAUAAUUAGAAUCUUAUUCAAGAUAAUGCAAUGUCAGUCAUCUUCUUCCAUUAGGGAAGAAUACUCUUUUUUAAAUGACUUUGUUCCGAGAGUACAUCCUGAUUUGACUCAAGAGAUUAUUAAGAUUAAGUUAUUCAACGAUCAAUUUGUGGCAAGUAAAGUAGAUUACGAUUUGGACACUCUGCAAACUGCAAGCCAAUAUCUUCCAUAG